Messenger RNA from Carcharodon carcharias (great white shark), 5173 nucleotides. Its product is annotated as PDZ and LIM domain protein 5-like. NCBI's taxonomy places the organism in Eukaryota, Metazoa, Chordata, Chondrichthyes, Lamniformes, Lamnidae. Bases 496 to 3477 code for a protein of 993 amino acids. The transcript is spliced from 22 exons. The record is from RefSeq and is a predicted model, not a curated record. Gene Ontology annotation, molecular function: muscle alpha-actinin binding; actin binding. Gene Ontology annotation, biological process: actin cytoskeleton organization; heart development; muscle structure development. Gene Ontology annotation, cellular component: Z disc; filamentous actin; adherens junction.
CUUCCUUUCCUCCUCCUCGCCUGGUGAAAAAGAGUUGAAUGGGACGGAAGUGGAGAGAUAAGGGAAGAGCUGUGCAGAGGGAACGGGGCCCGUAGCGCCGAGUGGCAACACCACGUUCCAAUAGAACCCUGACCGGGAGAGCGAGUGGCAACACAACGUUCGAAUAGAACCCUGACCGGGAGAGCGAGUGGCAACACAACGUUCGAAUAGAACCCUGACCGGGAGAGCGAGUGGCAACACAACGUUCGAAUAGAACCUUGAUCGGGAGAGCGAGUGGCAACACCACGUUCGAAUAGAACCUUGACCGGGAGAGCGAGUGGCAACACCACGUUCGAAUAGAACCUUGACCGGGAGAGCGAGUGGCAACACCACGUUCGAAUAGAACCUUGACCGGGAGAGCGAGUGGCAACACCACGUUCGAAUAGAAUCCUGACCCGGAGAGCGUGCAAGGGGUGAGUUGGCUGAUUUAGACCCAGUGUGCAAGAAAGUCAGAUCAUGAGCAACUACACUGUCACUUUGCAAGGUCCAGCUCCAUGGGGGUUCAGACUUCAAGGCGGCAAGGACUUCAACAUGCCGCUGACCAUCUCCAGGCUGUCGGAAGGUGGGAAAGCGGCUCAUGCAAGCAUUGAGGUCGGAGAUGUGGUCCUGUCCAUCGAUGGGGUCAGCACCGAUGGAAUGGCUCAUCUGGCAGCUCAAAAUAAGAUCAAGGCAUGCACCGGAUCCUUGAAACUCAGCAUGCAGAGGGCCUCUCCCGCUUCAAAACUGGCAGCCACAAGCGUUCAAAAGGAUGAGCCCCAGGAGUUAACACACACUGUACCUGUUGCAUCCAUUGCCCCCAUGGCUCCAAAGAUCCCAUCUGCACCCAGCUCGGCCUACAAUAAGACAGCUCGGCCUUUUGGAGCCUCGGUGUCUCCAAAAGUCACGCCUACCUCUGCAUCACCCCAGCCUGCACCCUUUUCCCCAGCUUCGUCACCCCUCACUCAGCCUCCGCCUCCAUCACUGGCAUCCACCACUCUCCAUAAUUCCGCUGCUCCCCCAUCAGUGCCUGUUGCAUCUCCACAGCAUAUGCAUGCCAGUGCCAAAGCUGGUGCCAAUGGGCGCACGCCGCCAGUGACCACUGCUAAAACGACAGUAACCUCGUCCAUUAAUGUCCCACGGCAGCCCAAAGUGUACAACACGCCCAUAAACCUCUACUCCUCUGACAACGCCCAUGAGGUGGCAGAGGGACAGAAGAGAGGACUGAAAGAGGGGCAGAGUGAUGCCAAGCAGCAGAAUGGGAGACAGCUACUUAGACGCUCUCCCCGGCGAUAUAUGGCCAGUGCCCAACCUGAUUUCCCUCAUCAUGCCCUUAGCGAUCAGAGCAAGAAACGCUUGAUGCAAGAUACUGAAGAUUGGCAGCCGAAGACUGGCACUGCUCAGUCACGCUCGUUCUGUAUCCUUGCCCAAAUGACUGGCACUGAGCAUCUGGGCGAUGCUACCCCAGCAAGCGAGACUGACAAGAAGACAAGAGACAAUGGGACAGAAAAUGGCGAAGUAAGGUACAGCACUUUCGAAGACGAGGAACCUUCGCCAAAGUUGCGUACGCGCCCGACAGGUACGUGCACGCUCGGAGGAGGUGGAGGAGGCGACGCAGUGACCCGCCUGGUGCGCUCGGUGACCAACCAGACCUGUGAACUCCCCGUGCUCGCCGAAGCGCCACCGACCACGAGCCCCAGGGUGGAAGCUGCUGGGUUCACUCCGCCAGCAGCGGCAGAGAGGUGUGAAGGUGAGCUCGCUCCGGCUGUACCUGCCUCUAUGACCUCACCAGCAGCUGUUCGGAAACCAGUCAGUCCACCUGCUAGCCUGUCCGCCUCAUACUCUCUCUCAACACCACCUCCUCUUCGAAAGAUAUACCUGAACAAUCCUCUGGGUGCCUUACCCAAGUGUGCCCCACAUCCACCCCCGAUCAAGUCUGAUCCAAAGGCCAAAGCCCAUGUUGCCACUAUUUCUACUGUAAACAUCAGUACAGCUAGAUUUAUCCACGUCACAGAAGAGGCGAUUUCAAAGGUGUCUUCAGUGUCGUCAGCUUCUCCACCUCGUGCUACUGGAGUUAAUCCUUGUCCGUUAGGUGCUGGGGAGCAAUCAGCGGCUGUACAAACGUGUGAAAUUCUGGCGCUGGCUGCUGCACCACCAGCCUCGGCCUCUGUCGGAGCUGCAGAUCCCACUGCCUGCGUUCCAAGCGCCUCGAAAAGGAAAAUUUUGGAAAAUCCCUUAGAAGCUCUGCCAAAGUCAUCCCCACGUCUCUCACCUGUGAAGCAAAGCCCAGAGGCCAAGAGUGCAGCCGCUACAAUUGUCGCAGUACUCGCUGCUCAAGCUAGACUGUCUGAGCCUGCUGUAUCUCCGUAUCACCUGGACACUCUGCUCAUCACUCCAGUUGCAAAGCCUCCACCUGCACAACCCUUUAAAUUGCCCAAACGUCAGUCCACCAGCUCUCUGUACGUGCAGAAGAACAAGAGCGUUACAUGGCAUGAAUCAGUUUCCUCUAAAGAAAAGUCUUCUUGCAAAAACUUUUCAAUCUCGCCAAUUAAGUCUUCAAUGUCUAGUGGAGAUGGUGCGGAGGUUCCUCAGCCCAUUGGCCCAGCCACAGCUUCAGUCAAGCCCAUGACCAAGCAUCCAGGUGGGGUCUGCCACAUGUCACCAGCUACUGCUCCGUCUGGCCCAGCCUUCAAGCCUACUGCAGCCCCCGGUGCUGGCAAAACAACAGGUUGGCAAGCUGGUAACCCAGCAGCAAACAGUUUCCCUAAGACAGCACUGCCGACUGCACACGUUUCUCCGGCCAAUCAACCAGGAUGGGGGUCUAACUCAAAGGGCACUGGCACCACGAUGAGCAAACCAGAGCAGCAGGAUGACGAUACACUGGUUCAAAUGGCUGAGCAUAUCCCUGCCGGCAACAGGACUCCCAUGUGUGCUCACUGCAACUCCAUCAUCAGAGGUCCGUUUCUUGUGGCGAUGGGUCGUUCCUGGCACCCUGAAGAGUUUACGUGUGCUUAUUGUAACCUGUCCCUUGCCCACAUUGGCUUUGUGGAAGAGAAGGGAUCUGUGUAUUGUGAGAAGUGCUACGAGCAGUUCUUUGCCCCUGAAUGUGCCAGAUGCCAGAGGAAGAUUUUAGGGGAAAUCAUUAAUGCCUUGAAGCAGACCUGGCAUGUUAACUGCUUUGUAUGCGUGGCUUGCAUGCAACCUAUUCGCAACAAUAUUUUCCACAUGGAGGAUGGGGAUCCUUACUGUGAGAAAGAUUAUUAUAAUUUAUUUGGCACUAGUUGCCACGGCUGUGACUUUCCUAUUGAAGCUGGAGAUAAAUUCCUUCAAGCGCUGGGUCGCACUUGGCAUGAUACCUGUUUUGUCUGUGCAGUGUGUUCUGCAAAUUUGGAAGGCCAAACCUUCUUCUCCAAGAAGGACAAGCUACUGUGCAAGAAGCAUGCUCACACAGUAAAUAUCUAAAGCUCACUGAUGAGAUGCAAGAAAGAGGAGGAUUGAAGAGAACAUAUAGAAGAGAUGAAAAGCAAAUGAAUAAUUUUCUUUUUUUUUUGUUGUUGUUGCUGUGAAAGGCAUCCAAACCAUAACUUAGUCAUUGGGGUUUGAAGGGGAAAGGAACGUGCUGUGAGGUGUUUGAAUCUGUUUUGGUUUUCGCCUUUACUUAGAUUUUUAACAAAAAAUACUUGGGUGGUUGGUGGCCAGUGUUGUGAAGUUAUCGUAUUUCACCUGCUUAAGAACUGCAUUCAGAAACCUAUCUUAAAUCUUUUAUUGACCUGUUGUGUAAAAAUUUGUUUAGAAACACAAGGUGGCCUUCAAACACAGAUGACACCUUUUAAUUCAAAAUUUGCAUAAAUAAUCCCUGUUGCUCUAAAAGCUCCACGUGAUGAUGUAGAAAUUCAGGUAAACCUAUCAUACUAAAUGUCUAACAACACUUAACUUUUCCUAGUAUAGUAUCAGCCUAAUUUGUACAAAAUCGCACUGAGUAAUUGUCUAUUUUGAAUUCGUGCCCUUGGUUGGUUCAGAAUUGACCUGGUCCCUUUUUCAUUACAUUGAGUAGCAUUUGCACCUUUGAGGUCCUUAUUACCAUCAACUUCUCUUGGAAGAAAUGAAUUUGUUAAUACAUGAAUCAUUGGUUAUGGCCUUGUGAACAAGUUUGAUGGAAUUUGACUGAAGUCUAUGAAGGGAAAUAGUGUUUUAUUUACACAAAGGUGAUGGAUGAGCUAAUCUUGAUCUCUGUUGGAAUAUGCAUAAUUUAAAAGAAAAAAAUGAAUCAAGGGAAAACAAGUGUCCCAGCAUUCCUAGGGUUUUACAGGAUAGUGAGGUCCUUCUUGUGAAGCAUCUUUAACAACUGCUAAAUGGUCAGAUUAAAUGGUACCCUGUUAUGCAAACAUGAUUGGGAAUAAUGCAACCACCAAACUCUUUGGGGAUCCUAGGAUUGUUGUCCAUUUUUACUCAACCAUAAACUGGAAGAACGUGGUAUGAGAUCCAAUGCCACAAAUUAACUGGUAAUUAUUUUUCUGGAUCUACUGGGCUUCGUUUAAAGUUAGCGUAGUGCGUCUUAAACGUACAUCUCUUCUGAGACGUAGAGGUAACUGAGGACCACCAAAGUGACGUUCUGCUGAUAAUCUGAAUUUUAAGAGCUGGAAAUCUUUGGGAUGAGAGGGAACUUCUUGCCAAUUAUUGCAUUUUAGUGCUUAUUAAGUAUGGGGGGAAAAGAAGGAUUCCAGAUUUGAAAGUGGGCCUGUGUGCAAUCUCUUGCUGUUUGUCAUGACAUAGACACUUGGGCUAUGUAUCCAACCAUAAGGUCAGACUGGAUCAGGUACUUCUUUCCCUCUGUAAAAACCAGGAGUUAUCUCGAAUUGAACUUCUUUCUUUAGAGAAAAGUAAAAAAAUCUCUCAAGUUCACCUCCGAGAUAUGCUGCAAUCCAUGGUAUGAACAGGAGAGCUUAUUUGUUACUGGAUAAUGGAGCUUAGUUUAAAACUACCUAAUUCCUGUUACACAUUCUUCAUUUUGUCUGGAACUAUUGGGGUGAGGAGGUUUAUAUUGUAUCGUGAGAUGGCCGAGUGUGUGUGGAUAAUGUUUUCAUCCUCCCCUCCACCUCCCUCCCCCACCUCCCAAAUACGAGGCACCUGUUGUCGGGGUUGGGGGGGUGGGGGGUGC